AUACCUUGACACUUUGAUUUUUAAACCCCAACCGCAAACAUCCCACAGUACCCCCGCAAAUUAGACCCUUCGACUUUGGCGAUGAGUCAUCCAACUCUGGCGAGACCAUGGGCAUCCAAUGCACCGUGAUCAAGGGGGAUCUGCCCAUUGAGAUCAGCUGGGCGCUGAACAAUCAGGCGCUUACUAGUGGCGAUUGGGACGUGGUUAUUGGUCGCAUGUCCAGCAAAUCGAGCACCCUUAAUAUUGACUAUAUAGCUGCCGAGCAUCGGGGCAUCUACACCUGCCGAGCGCGCAAUCGAGCUGGCGAAAGCAGCUACAGUGCCGAGCUGAAAGUCAACGGUGACCCUUAA
Molecule: messenger RNA, 350 nt
Organism: Drosophila montana
Lineage: Eukaryota; Metazoa; Arthropoda; Insecta; Diptera; Drosophilidae
Product: cell adhesion molecule Dscam1-like
Exons: 1
Coding region: 108-350 (80 amino acids)
Biological process (GO): dendrite self-avoidance; homophilic cell-cell adhesion; axon guidance
Cellular component (GO): axon; plasma membrane
Molecular function (GO): cell-cell adhesion mediator activity
Source: RefSeq, a predicted model, not a curated record